UGAAAUAAAUUGAAAUUACAGAUCUUAUUAGAAUCAUCAAGUGAAAGCGAAACCGACUCUUCUAUUGCAUUUCUAAACACUAGUUCUAGUGUAAUAAGCUCAGAGGAUGAAGUGCAUCAGCAUGAAUAUAGUAAAAAUUUUGUUGAAUGGAUUAAUAAUUUUUCUGAUGAAGACUUCAGAAAAAACUUUAGGCUUAAAAGAAGUACUACAAAUUAUUUGAUUGAUUUGUAUAUAAAUUCCAAUCAGCAACAACAAAAUGAUCGUGGUGGUCACAAUCGGACAAGUGCAGGGAAGGAGAUUUACAUUUUUUUGUGGUAUAUGGCGAAUACAAAUACUUUUCGCGAAAUUGGUAUUUGUUUCGGUAUAUCCAAAGCUUCAGCCUGGAGAAUAGUUGAAAGAACUAGUGUUUGGCUCAUAUCAAUUGGACAUGAAUUUAUAAAAUGGCCAAAUACGUCCGAAGCAUUUGCUAAUAUGGCAAAAGUGGAAGCCACGAAGAAAUUUCCGUUUGUGAUUGGUUGCAUAGAUAGCACCCAUAUAAAAAUAAAUGCACCACAUCAUAGCGAGGAGGCUUAUUUCAAUAGGAAACAUUAUUAUAGCUUAAUCUUACAGGCCGUUUGCGAUGCAAAUGGUCUGUUUAUAGAUGUGUGUGUUGGAGAGCCUGGUUCCUUGCAUGACUGCCGAGUAUUACGUAGAUCACAACUAUAUAGUACAGCUUCAUUGCCAAGCAAAUUCCUCAAUGGUUCUUUUAUAUUAGGAGAUUCUGCAUAUCCCAAUUUAAAUUGGCUUGUAAGUCCAUUUAAAGAUAAUGGUUCUUUGUCUUCUGCCCAAAGACAAUUCAAUGUAAUGCAUUCGCAGGCAAGAAUUGUUAUCGAAGAUGCUUUUGGGCGUAUGAAAACUAGGUUUCGUCGACUCUUGCACUUCAUGGAACAGCAAAGAACUCCUGCGAUAACAAAUUUAAUUAUGUGUGCGUGCAUAUUGCAUAAUAUAUGUUGUUCGCAAAAUGAUGAAAUUGAUAAUGAAUUUACCCAAAAUGUAUAUUCGAGCGAAGAUAUCUUCUUAUAAUAAAUACGCAAAAUUUUGAAGUGGAUAACAGACGGAGUUCAGUUUUACAAUAUUUAAUUGAAACUGGAAUCAUAACAUCUUA
This is a messenger RNA of Teleopsis dalmanni, 1144 nucleotides long. RefSeq names its product putative nuclease HARBI1. The coding region runs from base 319 to 1062 and encodes 247 amino acids. Lineage: Eukaryota; Metazoa; Arthropoda; Insecta; Diptera; Diopsidae. The record is from RefSeq and is a predicted model, not a curated record. The transcript is spliced from 2 exons.